Cyclopterus lumpus (lumpfish) is the source of this 2525-nucleotide messenger RNA. RefSeq names its product pyruvate dehydrogenase E1 subunit alpha 1a (gene pdha1a). Gene Ontology annotation, cellular component: intracellular membrane-bounded organelle. The record is from RefSeq and is a predicted model, not a curated record. The coding region runs from base 85 to 1257 and encodes 390 amino acids. Gene Ontology annotation, molecular function: pyruvate dehydrogenase (acetyl-transferring) activity. The transcript is spliced from 11 exons. NCBI's taxonomy places the organism in Eukaryota, Metazoa, Chordata, Actinopteri, Perciformes, Cyclopteridae. Gene Ontology annotation, biological process: pyruvate decarboxylation to acetyl-CoA.
AAGAAGAAGAAGAAGAGCCGGAAGGACGUAGCCUGACAGAAGGACGUUGCGGUGUAGGGAUUGUUGUGAGCGAGCUCAGGAAAGAUGCUGACCAAUAUCUCUCACGUGCUGAGGGCUUGUGCUCAGAGAAAUGGAGCUGCAGCGGUCGUGUCAGCACGCACAUAUGCUGACUUCACAACCGAGGCUAGCUUUGAAAUAAAGAAAUGUGACAUCCACAAGCUGGAUGAGGCUCCGGCUACUCAAGUGGUGAUGACUCGGGAUGAGGGUCUGCAGUACUACCGCAUCAUGCAGACCAUCAGGCGUAUGGAGCUGAAAGCAGAUCAGCUGUAUAAGCAGAAGAUCAUCCGAGGAUUCUGCCACUUGUAUGACGGCCAGGAAGCCUGUGCAGUUGGUAUCGAAGCAGGAAUUAAUUUGACAGACCACCUGAUCACUGCGUACCGCGCCCACGGCUACACUUACACCAGAGGAGGGACUGUGAAGGAGAUCAUGUCUGAGCUCACUGGCAGAAGAGGCGGAAUUGCAAAGGGCAAAGGAGGCUCAAUGCACAUGUACACUAAAAACUUCUACGGAGGAAAUGGAAUUGUUGGAGCUCAGGUUCCCCUGGGUGCUGGUGUGGCUCUGGCCUGCAAGUAUCAGGGCAAGAAUGAGCUGUCCGUCAGUCUCUAUGGUGAUGGCGCUGCCAACCAGGGUCAGAUUUUUGAAACCUAUAAUAUGGCAGCACUUUGGAAGCUGCCCGCCAUCUUCAUCUGUGAGAACAACCGGUAUGGCAUGGGCACGCCAGUGGAGAGAUCUGCAGCCAGCACAGACUACUACAAGAGAGGAGACUACAUUCCUGGUCUCCGGGUGGAUGGGAUGGAUGUUCUGUGUGUUCGGGAAGCAACCAAGUUUGCAGCGGAUCACUGCCGAGCUGGGAAGGGUCCCAUUCUCAUGGAGCUUCAGACCUACCGUUACCAUGGACACAGUAUGAGUGAUCCUGGUGUCAGCUACCGCACGCGUGAGGAGAUACAGGAGGUCCGUGGUAAGAGUGACCCCAUCUCCUUGCUGAAGGACCGCAUACUCAGCAACAACAUGGCCAGCGUGGAGGAGCUCAAGGAGAUUGAUGUGUCGGUGAGGAAGGAAAUUGAAGAUGCUGCUCAGUUUGCCACCACGGAUCCUGAACCCCCACUGGAAGAGUUGUGCAACCAUAUCUUCAAAAACGAUCCACCCAUGGAGGUGCGCAGCACGAACCCGUGGAUCAAGCUGAAGUCUGUUAGCUAAAGUUGUAACACCCACUCUCUUCAUCACGUAAAUUCACCCAGUAACAUAUUAAGCCCCCUUCACCCUUGCAUAUACACACACGCCAUCAUACAAUGUACCAUAAACUAGUGGCUCGGACCCAGAGCUUGAACCAUCAACAAGUACAUUUAUUUCAACGCUGUACAGUUUAACAGUUGGGCCACAUUCACCAAAAUGUUCUGAGGAUGAAACAAAGACACCAAACUGAAUAAUCUUCAAAGGUUUUCAGAGUUCAAAACAACCUAAAGUUAGUUUCUUUGUCACAGUGUUCCAUAGUCUUUUGACAUUAUGUCCCCUAUUUAUUUAUAGUUUUAGUAAACAUAUUAAGGUAUUUGCCAACUCAAUACAUUGUAAAGCUUUCGUUUUAUGUUUAGUAGUUACAAUCACCAUCACCGUUGGUGGAUUAUUUAACGUCUUCACACAUGAAAAUAUAUUAAUUAAUACCUGUGAAUAAUUAUUUUUAAUUAAGAGGGAAGCUCAAUAAAUCACUUAAGCUAUUUUAAGGAAUAUCGAGGUCUCUUAACAAUAAGCAUCAAGUCAGAGGGUUUUGUAAAUCCGGCCCUAAGUGAAUAUAUUUAGUUGAUUCUAAAUGUGCUUGUUUGAUGGUUUUCUGUGGUCACUUUUGAGGUGUGAUGAAGCAAAUGUCCAUCCAUAACUGUUCAUCUCAUAAAGAGACUAACCUGUAAAAUUGGCUUUGUUCUCUUUAUACUGAAGUGUACAUGAUAAAUCAUUCAGUUUAAGUUUACUAGUUCUUGUCUUUUUUUAUUUCACCCCUUGUUACAAAGACACCAUACAAGACAGCAGGUUGAAGACCGUUGUUACUAUCAACUUUCUCAAUAUAUGUCCAUAUGGUUUUUUUUUUAAAAUACAAUAUGUAAGAUGGUAGUGAAUACAGAGGGAAAGGCUUUAAAUAUUUUAAUUUGUCUUGCCAAACCAACCGUGCCUGGCAGAUCUCGUGUUGUGUAGCUGUGUCCUGAACACAAUGUGAACACUCCAAGCGAGUCUGUUCAUGACAAACAUAAAUCGCUCAUUUUCACACACUCUAGAAGCUCCUAAUAAUUUGUCUGAUAAACAUGUGUGUGUAAAUAGUUAGUCACACUCGUGUUACCACAGGAUGAAACAUUGCUGGCAAAAAUGGUGACCGUAAACAUUUUAUUUUUUGUCAAGUACUUGAACACAAUUGUUUUUUUAAGAAGAACAAUGACUGCUGACAGCUCUGGAAGCCAAAAAUAAAAAAACCUUCAUAUCAA